Eremothecium sinecaudum is the source of this 1008-nucleotide messenger RNA. It is a transcript of the gene VRG4, whose product is annotated as GDP-mannose transporter. Lineage: Eukaryota; Fungi; Ascomycota; Saccharomycetes; Saccharomycetales; Saccharomycetaceae. Gene Ontology annotation, cellular component: Golgi apparatus. Gene Ontology annotation, molecular function: antiporter activity; GDP-mannose transmembrane transporter activity. The transcript has a single exon. The record is from RefSeq and is a predicted model, not a curated record. The coding region runs from base 1 to 1008 and encodes 335 amino acids.
AUGUCUGAAUUGAAGGUUGAUACUGGACAAUGGUCCCGCAUCGUUAAUAAUGGUCCGAUUUCUAUCCUUUCAUACUGUGGUUCAUCCAUUCUUAUGACUGUUACCAAUAAAUUUGUUGUUAACUUAAAGGACUUCAAUAUGAAUUUUGUGAUGUUAUUUGUGCAAUCUUUGGUGUGUACAUCGGCACUAUUGGUAUUGAGAGUAUUUGGCUAUGCUAAGUUUCGCCCACUAAAUAAAACAGAUGUGAAGAACUGGUUCCCUAUCUCGAUUCUGUUGGUUAUGAUGAUCUACACGUCAUCGAAAGCUUUGCAAUUCUUAGCAGUCCCAAUUUACACCAUUUUUAAAAAUUUAACCAUCAUUCUAAUUGCAUAUGGAGAAGUACUUUUCUUCGGUGGUGUGGUGACUUCUAUGGAACUAUUGUCAUUUUUGUUGAUGGUUUUGUCAUCUGUUGUUGCGACAUUGGGAGAUCGUCAAGCGCUAGUUGAGAAAGCUGCAGCUGCAGCUGCAGCUACAGCUACUGAUGCUUCUGAUAUGACCUUCAACUUUGGUUACUUUUGGAUGUUUACCAAUUGUAUUGCGUCAGCGCUCUUCGUCCUUAUCAUGAGAAAACGUAUCACGUUGACAAAUUUUAAGGAUUUUGAUACAAUGUUUUACAAUAACGUUCUUGCAAUGCCUAUUUUAUUACUGGCGUCAUUUUUAAUCGAGGAAUGGAGUCCAGCAAAUCUUGAGGUUAACUUAUCAAAGGAUUCUUUAACAGCGAUGGUCAUUUCUGGGCUUGCCUCUGUUGGUAUCUCCUACUGUUCAGGCUGGUGUGUUAGAGUUACCUCGUCCACCACAUACUCUAUGGUUGGAGCUCUGAAUAAACUUCCAAUUGCACUUUCUGGAUUGAUAUUCUUUGACGCACCACGAAACUUCUUGUCCAUUCUUUCUAUCUUCCUUGGUUUUUUGGCCGGUAUUGUCUACGCUGUUGCCAAACAAAAGAAGCAAAUGCAAUAUUCCAAGUCUUGA